Molecule: messenger RNA, 1037 nt
Organism: Prorocentrum cordatum
Lineage: Eukaryota; Dinophyceae; Prorocentrales; Prorocentraceae
Source: the annotation of a GenBank genome assembly
GCCGGCGGCAGCCCCUUCCACUGGGGGGCGGCGGACGCGGCCGCGGAUGGCAGCGCCCACGUCGCGCCCGCCUGCGCCCAGGUCGCACAGCCCCUGUCCCCAGCGCGGCAGGGCGGUUCCAUCAGCCUGUGGAACGGCGCGCGGCUCGCUGCCCAGCCGCGCUCCCCGGCGGCGCCGCGGCCCGCCGCGGAGUUCGCAGCCUCGCCGAGGCCAGCGAGGCUGGCGGCAGGCGUGGCGCGCUCCCCGACGGUGCCGCGGCCCGCCGCGGAGUUCGCGGCCUCGCCGGCCACGGCGAGGCCAGCGGCGGGCUCUGGCGUGGCGCGCUCCCCGACGGCGCCGGCCACGGCGAGGCCAUCGGGGGGUGCAGCGCCGCUGUGGGCGGCGCGGGCGCCGCCCGCCGCGCCCGCCGCCGUGGCGCGGGCCAGGGCCGCAGCCGCUGGCGGGGACGCCCGGCGCUGCCAGUCGCUGCCGCCUCCCGGGGCCACCGCCGUGCCGCGGCACAUCUCCGCCUCGCUCACCGCGCCGGCUGCGGGCGCCGCGGCGGAGGCCCGCCGCGAUCCGGCGAGUGGCCUGCGCGCGCUCGGCGGCGACCGCAUCCGGCCGCUCUCCGCGGGCCUGGGGGCGGCAGGCGCCCAGCCGCGUGCCCACGGCGCGCCGGCGCGCUCGGCCUCGCCAGGGGCCCGCUCGAAGGAGAAGGCCCUGGAGCUGGACAGGAGGUUCCGGGACGCGGGGAAGGCACGGCCGGCGGCGGCGGGGCCUCCGACCGAGGCGGGGCUGCCCACGAAGCACGCGCAGCAGCCACUGGCUCGGCCCGCCGCGGCCGGGCCUGCGGCGGAGGCGGGGCAGCUCACCAGGCACGUGCAACAGCAGCCGCUUGGACAGCCGGGGCCAGAUCUCGGAUGCUCCGCCACCCCGCCCCCGGGGAGCGAGGAGCGCCGGGGGAGUUCUGGGCACACCGGAGACGCCGGAGUGGUCCGGCUGAGCUCGCCGAUAGGCAACGCGCGGCGGCUCCCUGAGCUGUACGGCGUCAGCGAGUA